This is a messenger RNA of Topomyia yanbarensis, 1755 nucleotides long. RefSeq lists its product as uncharacterized. Gene Ontology annotation, molecular function: nucleic acid binding. Gene Ontology annotation, biological process: DNA integration. NCBI's taxonomy places the organism in Eukaryota, Metazoa, Arthropoda, Insecta, Diptera, Culicidae. The transcript has a single exon. The coding region runs from base 1 to 1755 and encodes 584 amino acids. The record is from RefSeq and is a predicted model, not a curated record.
AUGUCGGUCGACGAGUUCCUGGCUAGCACGUUAUGGAAGGAAGGACCGCAUUGGCUUCUUCUGCCGGAUCGAGAAUGGACCAGCUCUAACCCGCCAAGUGUGGCCGAGGAAAUGCUAGAAGUUCGACACAUCGUAGCUACCGUACAGUCAAUUCCAUCAGUCAAUGCAUUGUUUCUCCGUUGGUCGUCAUACACCCGCCUACUACACGUUACAGGCUACUGCCUUCGCUUUCUGUUGAACGCCCACGCCAAGGCCAGAACUCAGCCUCCCCCCAACGCAGAACCUGUUGCGAAAUCACUGUCUGUGGAAAUACUUACCAAAGCCAAACUUACCCUGAUUCGCCUUGCUCAACAAGAUGCAUUUAGUCCUGAAAUAAAAGAGUUGGAAAGGGGGAAACCUAUAUCAAAACGCUCACAUGUACGCCAAAUGAGUCCGUUUCUAGACCAGGAGAAAGUGAUGAGGGUCGGAGGCCGUCUUAAACUAGCACAGUUACCCUACCAAAUGAAACAUCCCGCCCUACUACCCAGCUUUCAUCCCCUAUCACGUUUAAUUGCCAUGAACUAUCAUGAAAAAAUGCUUCACGCCGGUGGGCGACUGCUAUUAUCAGCCAUGCGCGAAGAGUUUUGGCCACUGCACGGUCGUCGCCUAGCACGUAGCACUGUGCGUAAAUGCUUCCGCUGCGCUCGCCUUAAUCCAGUGCCUGCUCAUCAACACAUCGGGCAGCUACCCGUUCACCGAAUUAUUCCCAGCCGUCCAUUCAGUAUCGUUGGAGUCGAUUACGCUGGCCCGCUGUACCUUAAGCCGAUCCACAAACGCGCAGCAUCUGCAAAGGCGUACAUCUGUUUGUUCGUCUGUUUCGCCACCAAAGCCGUCCACAUUGAGCUCGUCAGCGAUCUGUCCACUCAGGCUUUCCUAUGCGCGCUUCGUCGUUUUAUCGCCAGACGUGGUCGCCCAGCACACAUCCACUCAGACAAUGGCAAAAACUUUGAAGGAGCUAAAAAUGAAUUACCGGAAUUAUUUGCCAUGCUUCAAAACUCGGAAGUAAACGAACAGAUCGCAUCUACCUGUGCUGACGAAGGAAUCACUUGGCACUUAGUUCCGCCAAAAGCGCCCCAUUUCGGCGGGCUAUGGGAAGCUGCCGUUAAAGUAGCUAAAAAACAUCUCCACCGCCAGCUCGGUCCGUCUCGACUGUCAUUUGAGGAUGUCAGCACUGUGCUCACUCAGAUCGAAGCACUGAUGAACUCCCGGCCGCUGCUUCCUAUGUCGGACGAUCCCGAUGAAUUAGCUGCACUAACACCUGCGCAUUUUCUGAUCGGAACCAGUAUGCUAGCCUUGCCCGACCCAGACCAUCGGAACAUCCCUGUCAACCGACUGGAUCACUACCAGAAGCUGCAACUGCACGUCCAAAAAUUUUGGUGUCAUUGGCGCACCGAAUACCUCCAGGAGCUUCAGAAAGACACCGUGAUGUACCAACGAAACGAUAGUUUGCUUCCCGGUCGAAUGGUUAUUGUCGUCGAUGAAAUGCAGCAGCCAAUACGUUGGCCGCUCGCCCGAAUUCUGACCACUUCACCCGGCCCGGAUGGAAUGACACGUGUUGUAACGCUGCGUACUGCUCGGGGAAUUAUCACCCGCCCAAUCACCAAAAUUUGCCUGCUGUCUGAUCCUGCUACUACUGCAAACGACGAAGAAGAUGAUCCGCUGGCCACCAACCAACAUCCGGCCCAACGAUCCGAGGUUCCUGAAAAUGAAAAUUGA